This is a messenger RNA of Exaiptasia diaphana, 978 nucleotides long. RefSeq names its product ral GTPase-activating protein subunit alpha-1-like. The record is from RefSeq and is a predicted model, not a curated record. The transcript has 8 exons. NCBI's taxonomy places the organism in Eukaryota, Metazoa, Cnidaria, Anthozoa, Actiniaria, Aiptasiidae. Gene Ontology annotation, biological process: positive regulation of GTPase activity. Gene Ontology annotation, cellular component: nucleus; cytoplasm. Bases 86 to 976 code for a protein of 296 amino acids. Gene Ontology annotation, molecular function: GTPase activator activity.
AAUAAAAUGGCUACGGAGUCAUGAAUGAGAGCAGAGGUUUUGCUCCGUUAUAUUGGCAAUCUAUUUUCAUGUGUGGAACACAAAUAUGUUCCAUAGUAGGAAAGGCCACACAGAUAUCAAAAAGAACACUCAAAAAUUUCUAGAUCAUAAGAAAGAAACAACUGGCAGGCUGAAAGCCCUUCGACUUCUGCUAGAUGUUUUCGAUAAUGCAGAGUCAAAAGUAUUUCUAGAAGGCCAUUACUGCGAGAUCUAUUAUGUUUUCAAUGAUGUGUUUUCCAUUGUCGAGGCAAAUCUCAGGCAGAAAGGUCACAAAUCAGAUCUUGACGCCGUUUUAUAUAUCCUAGAGAAAAUACUUUUGCUUCUUCCUGAACUCAUACAGAGAAGAUGGCAGUUUCACAGCAUUGGUCGUAUAAUGCURAAGCUACUGCAUCAUGGSAACACAGUAAAGUUGAGAAGAGAAGGUGUCAGGCUGUUUCUCUUGUGGUUUCAAUGUCUGCAAGGCAACUCAGAUGAGUUUUCUCAACUAAUGUAUGCCAGCAUCAUCCCAGGAUUUCCAAACCCUGUUGACUCAAUAAACUGGGAAAAAUCAACCUUGUCAAAGUCAGAGGCAGAGGAUAUUGUGUAUGUGAUACGUGGACCAGAAACAGAGGACCAGAUAUCACAUGCGUCACAGAGUACAUUUCAUCUUGCUGAUAAGAAUAGUGAUGACUGGUGCAGUAGAGAAGAAAUCCAGCCUAUUUUUCCACUUGCGACCAAUGAAAGGUCACCUUCUGUUGACAAAUUAACCAAGUUCUUCCUUGACAAAGUGCUGGAGUCCAUGAGCACUGGUAUUGUUCAGACUCAAUGGACAGAUAAGAGGUGCUAUGAACUGUCUUUCGCAUUCAUAUUCAACAGUUUUAAGAAGUAUUACUUGCCAUAUAUAUUCUCUGAUUGGAAACCAGAACCAACUUUAUAUGAAGCCAAGCCAGGUUUGUGAAU